Molecule: messenger RNA, 5034 nt
Organism: Pyricularia pennisetigena
Lineage: Eukaryota; Fungi; Ascomycota; Sordariomycetes; Magnaporthales; Pyriculariaceae
Exons: 1
Coding region: 1-5034 (1677 amino acids)
Biological process (GO): regulation of translational initiation by eIF2 alpha phosphorylation; DNA damage checkpoint signaling
Molecular function (GO): protein binding; ATP binding; eukaryotic translation initiation factor 2alpha kinase activity
Source: RefSeq, a predicted model, not a curated record
AUGGCGGGAAAACAAAACACGCAGAAAGGUCCUGCUCUAGUUCGCAAACAAACCAACAAUGGAAAUGCAAACUUUCCCGUCCGCGGACCUGCCCCUACCCCGGCUGGUCCUAAGGCCGCCACUGCAGGAACGACGACGCAUUACGAGCAGAUCCAGGAGGAAGAGCUGAUCGCAUUGAGAGCUAUCUACACCGACGACUUUGUUGAGCUCAAGGAUCCCCAUAGCGCUUGGAAGAAGUCUGAACCCAGGUUUGACAUUCGAAUCAAGGCUUUCUCGGACGAGGAUGUUGGCGUGACCUUGAGUGUCGUCAUGACGGCAACUUACCCCAAGUCAACACCUCUAUUGUCCCUCAAGAAUGACGACAGCUUGAGUGAAUCGACUCUUUUCAGGCUUCAAAAGUAUCUCGAGCGGGAGCCCAAAAUCUUUGCCCGCAAGGAAGAGGUUAUGAUCAACAGUCUUGUCGAGGACAUCCGGGAGAUUCUUGAGGACGCAGCGCAGGCAAAAGCCCAGGGCCGAGAAUUACCUUCUCUAGAGGAGGAACGCGCUGCGCACGAGGCUCAACUAGCCCUGCAAGCCAUGGAGGAGCGUAAGAAAGAGGAGCAGAAGCGACUGGAAGAGACGCAGGAGGAGGAGCGCAUUAUGAGUGGCCAAUACGAAGAGGAGAUCAACCGACAGCGAGCCAAGAAGCUCGAGAUUCGGCGCAAGAACCGAAGUGGCCACCUAUCCCCUGACCGUCGUAGCGAUCAUGACAACGAAAAGAUUAUUUUUGACCAGCCAUGCAAGCUGACAGACGAAUCGGGCAACGAGUUGCGGUUCAAUGCCGUCAAGGGAAUGGCUCUGGUCAGCACUGGCCCUGUGUGCCAGGUGUUCACUGUGCGCCCUGUCCUCUCUGCUGGACAUCACCGGCCGAGCCUCGUUCUGAAACAGGCGAAGCUCAAGUCUGGAGGCAAGGAGGCAGGGCUUUUCAAGAAGCAACUGCAGUCUUUGGAAUCCCAACUCGAGUCUGCCAAGAAACUUCGGCAUAAAAACAUCCUCGAAAUCAUGGAGUUUCGUAUAGACAGUGAUAUUUCAGUCGAUGUAAGCUCACCCGAUAGGACCGUUAGUAUUCUGACAGCCUAUGCCAAACAAGGUUCUCUCUACGAGCACAUGGACGUGAACGGGCAAGAUGGCCAGAUUGGGAUCAACCGAGUCCGCAGCUGGACAAGAGAUCUCCUGGAUGCUCUCAACUUUCUUCACACCAAUGGCAUCGUUCACAAAAGCAUCCACCCACACAACGUCCUUCUGUUCCGGGAUGAAACGGGUGCUAUAAUCCCCAAGCUCGCAGACGCGGGUUUCCAAAAGGAGCUACAUGACAUCUGCUCGAGUUCACGCGCCGUUACUGCUUUGCGUGAAGCCAAGUCUGCGUACUGGCUUCCUCCCGAGAUCGCAGGUACUGCCAAACCACAUUACACCCAGAAAACGGACAUUUGGGAUUUCGGUGUCAUGUUCCUUCAGAUGGUAUUUGGUCUGGAGGCUCCUCAACGCUAUCAAUCACCCAACGAUCUGAAGGCCUCUCUUGCCCUGUCAUCCGAAAUGUUGGAGCUUGUUUCCAGUUUCUUCCACUCGGAACCCUCGCGGCGCAGACGGGCUUUCGAUCUGGGUUCGCAUCACUUUCUUGCUGCCACGAGCGCGCAGGUCCUGGCAGAUGAUGCAGCCUCACCCGUUUUCACAACUGAUUCGGUCUCUUCUAUGCUACCACAUCCUGCUCCCAGACUUCGCCAUGGCUCCAUGAGCCGCGCGGCAGCUCCUCAGUCUCGCUGGGCUACCGAAUGGAUCGAAGAGGGUAGGCUGGGCAAGGGCGGAUUUGGGGAGGUCGUCAAGGCCCGCAACAUGGUCGAGAACGUUGUCUAUGCCGUCAAGAAGAUCAGGCAGCGGGAAAACGAGAGCCUUACACCAAUCAUUAGCGAGGUAUCUGUCUUUUGUAGAAUGGGCCACCCGUCGGUGGUCAAGUAUGUCAUGGCUUGGAUUGAGGACAUUUACGAUGGAUAUGAACCCAGCGCCGGCUCCGCCACAGUCUCAGGCGUUACUGACUCCGAAAGCAUGAGUGGGCCAAACAUUGAGUUCACCACGAGCGGCGCGCUUGACUUUGUGUCUUCGAGCAGACCCCCGCAUAUCGAGUUCGGCUUCGACUCUGAUAACGACGAUGCGCACACUGAACAUGGUAUUGAGGAAGGUUUUGAUGACAGUGACGAGUCGGAUGAGUCGGAAGCCGAAGAUUCGGAUGAGGACAGCAGCGAGUCCGAAGCCAGUGCCAAGAUGGAUCGCAGGUCAAGCCUCAGGCCCAGCAUGAGACCUUUUAGUCGCAAGAUUAUGUACCUUGUGAUGGAGUAUUGCGAAAAGAGCACACUGCGUGACCUGAUUGCGAACAAUCUGUGUGACGACAGCGAGGAGAUUUGGAGGCUGUUUCGCCAAAUCCUCGAAGGUUUACAGCACAUACACGGCUUCAACAUUAUCCACCGCGAUCUUAAACCCGAAAACAUCUUUAUCAAGGUGGCUCCUGAUGGGACCAAUGCCGUCAAAAUUGGCGAUUUUGGUUUGGCGACUGCCGAGAUGCGUGCCAUCGCCGAUAAGAACGGCAACGGUUCUCCCAGCAAUAUUGAUUCAGGGGACAUGACCAGAAGUGUCGGCACGUCGACUUAUCUGGCUCCAGAAGUUCGGUCCGGGUCCAAGGGUAUAUACACAACCAAGUGCGACAUGUAUGCGCUCGGCAUUAUUUUCUUCGAGAUGUGCUACCCGCCCAUGCUGGGAAUGCAAAGAGCAAUGGUCUUUGACAAGCUACGGCGGUCACCACCUACACUUCCGGAUGACUUUCGUCCAGGAGAGAAGAACCAGAAGCACAUAGUCACCUCAUUGGUCGAUCACACUCCGUCCCAGCGACCAUCUGCCACGGAACUGCUCAAGAGCGGUCUACUGCCUGUUGGAAUGGAGAGCGAUGCGAUGCGUCAAGUCAUGGCUGGUCUGGAGGACCCUAACAAUCCGCAUUACACCGACUACAUAUCGGCUCUUUUCAAGCGCAGGCUCGACCGGGCAAAAGACUACGCAUGGGACGCCGAAAGCGCCAACAAGUCUCCAGCGGAGCUCAUGCGCCUCCUCGUGACGGAGGAGACACUGACCGCGGUAUUUCGUCGUCACGGUGCAGUCAAGGUGUCUGUCAGUCCGUUUUACCCUCCUUCGGCCCACUAUACACAAAACACGGUCGAGGUGGUGGACAGGCAUGGCGCUCUACUACAGCUGCCUUAUGACUUGACCAUGGGUACGGCCAGGGCACUGGCUAAGAGCACAUCUCGCGACACUGUGGUGCAGCGAUCUUAUUCGUUCGGCAGGGUGUUCCGUGAUCGCCCCAGUGGGGGACAGCCGCAGAUGUUUGGGGAAGUGCACUUUGAUGUGGUGUCUGACGAUGCCUCGGAUUUGGCGCUCAAGGAAGCAGAGGCCAUAAAGGUACUUGAUGAAAUCAUCGCCGAGUUUCCAACGUUGUCUAGAAGCCAAAUGUGCUUUCAUCUCGGCCAUUCGGAUCUCCUGCGAUGCAUAUUUGACUAUUGCGGCGUCGAGAAAGCCAGCCGACGGGCGGUGGCAGAUACUUUGAGCAAACUCAACAUAAGGGGUGUUACAUGGCAGAAGAUCAAGUCGGAGUUGCGUACUACCGCAUCGAUUUCAACGACGACGCUGGACGAGCUGCAAAAGUUUGACUUUAGAGACAACCCCAGCAAGGCGGCAAACCAGCUGCGUACUAUUUUUCAAAAGACGGACAUGUCGCAGCAAGUUUCUCAGCCCCUGGCUCACCUGAAGGAAGUGUGGGAAUACUGCAAAAAGCUCGGGGUGCGGACCAAAAUCUACGUGGCGCCGCUCUGGAGCUGGAACGAGGUCUUUUUCAGUGGCAACAUGAUGUUCGCAUGCCUGUUCGAUAAGCGAAGUAGGGAAGUCCUCGCUGCCGGUGGACGGUACGACAGCUUGAUCAAGGAGCACCGGCCGCGCAUCUCUGGGAGUCACUUUCAGGAACGACACGCGGUAGGAUUCGGCAUGAACUGGGAGCAGCUCGCACAUGUGUCUGCUAAGAGCAGCAAGAAGCGAGCGGGCGCAGCAGACGAGGAGACAAACUUGUUUGCAGCCAAAAGGUGCGACGUGCUCAUCGCCAGUUUCGAUCCCUCGCUGCUGCGAACGACGGGUCUCGAGCUUCUUCAGACAUUAUGGGCACAUGGCAUCAGCGCGGAGCUGGCGCGCGAUGCACGUUCACCCGAGGAGCUCCUGCAAGGACAGCGCGAGGAUGGCCAUAGCUGGGUUGUCAUUGUCAAACAAGACAUGCUCAAGAUCAAAACGCCAGGCAGGAGGGAGGCGCCGGAUGCGGAUGUGCCGCCCGGUCAGUUGGUUCAAUGGCUUCGAGCCGAGAUGAGGGAGAGGGAGGGGAGGAUCGUACAGGCUAGCAGGUUGCGGGCCACCGCCGGCGGGGAUGGUACUUCUAGCGUGGUUGGAUCCUAUGGCGGAUACAGCUACCACGGUCGUCAUAACGACUACAUGGUCGCACCUGGAAUAACGGGUGGUGGUGGCGGAGUGAUUUCUCCUGGGACCGACUCUCUGACGGUGCAUCCGCAUCGCGAGCAGGAAGUGAAGGUGAUCACUGCACGGACGCGGAGCAAGAAGUCGAACCGGCAGGCGCUGGUCGAGCAGGCGCAGGCAGCAGCAGCGCGGGUGGCGUCAUCGAUGGUGCGGUUCGCAUCCGAUGCCAACUCGGCGGGACCAGUGAUAGCGAUCGAGACGACGGACGCAGUCAUGAGCCUCAUACAGUCUACGAGGCUGUCUGAUGCAGAGAGCUGGCGGCGCGCGGAACAGGCGGUGAGCAUGGAGGAAAGGCAGUACGUGAGGGAGCUUAGGGGGCUGCUGCAAGACAUGAGGGCCGAUCAGGGCGGCGCAGGUAGGGGAACAGGCUUGGGGUGGUCGAUGCCAGCGUUUGUGUACAACUUUCGGACGGGCAACUGUAUCUACUACGACCUUGGGGCGUGA